CUCCCCUCAACAAUCACGUUCACUGGGGGUUCAGUCUUAGCAGGACCAAGGGCUUCCCCUUCCACUGGUGCUCUUACUAGGAUAUUCAUUGCUACCUAUGAGGUCAGAGUCCAGAGUCAGUCCAUGUAUAGUCUUUAGGUAGUGGCUUAGUCCCUGGAAGCUCUGGUUGCUUGGCAUUUUUGUUCAUAUGGGGUCUCGAGCCCCUUCAAGCUCUUCCAGUUCUUUCUCUGAUUCCUUCAACAGGGGUCCUAUUCUCAGUUCAGUGGUUUGCUGCUGGUAUUCGCCUCUGUAUUUGCUGGGUAUACAUAAAUCUUAAUGCCUGGCUCAAGCAAUUAAAAUCCAAGAUUUACUCUUGUAUCAGUUGAGAUAAAGUCAAACACAGAUGAUUCUGUCAGCCAGCAAUGCUCAGUCACUGAACAUAGGGUGGAGUGGUUUUUGCACGAUAGGACACUGCUUUGACCUAAUUUUUCCAAACUGAAGGUGAGAUAGUAUCGGUUUCUACUUUCUUAUUUCAAGUUGGCAAGUGCAAAUGCAGUUGAUGAACUGGUUUAAUGAGCCCAGGGCUCUAUGUGGGAGGAGUCUUUGUGGGAGAAAAGAAACACCUGUUGUAUCUGCCAGUGCAAAGAAAGAGUACAAGAACUGUUAUGUUAAUGCAGCAAAUAGAAUGAAUCUAUUAAGUUGAUAUCACCUUUAAGGGUAAAAGGUGCUCCCAGGCUAAUUUCUUAUCUAAGCUAAUAUAAACAGAACUAAUAAUUUUAUGUUCAAAUAUCUAAUCUUUUUAAUCCCAGGUUGUUUAUAUAGGCUUAUAAUUUAUUGCUAUGUUAACAUUAUUAAUGUAUUGCAGAAUUCAAUGGCACACAUGGUUUAUUGUAGCCUUUUCUCUUCUAUAUGCAUCACAUACAAACUCAUUCUUUUACUGAUUACUAUGUUUUGCCCCUAAUUUUAUACAUCAUCUCUUUUUGCUAUCAGUUGAGUGUCCUCAUGAAACUUGGUCACAGAAACAACCAAACAUUUAGAGGGACAGAGAGAGGCAUCAGUGGGUAAACACACUUUCAACUGUUGGGGGAUGUUUCUAUGCACUGUGUAUUCUCAUGCUGAUUCUAUGCCUGGAGAUCUGGAUGGAGUGCAGACUUGGUAUUGACUUGGUGUUGUCAUUAUUAUGAAGCAUUUUCUGACUAGCCUUUUUAAAGCAUUGUUCUCCAUUAGCUUCUUAUUGGUUAAUAAAGAGCUGAUCAGCCAAUAACUGGAGAGAAGAAGGCAGGACUUCCAGGCUGGAGAGUGAGAAGGGAUCUCAGGUGGAAGAAUGAGGGUCAAGAGUCGCCAUGAGGAAGAAAAUGAAGGAGGCCAGCUAAUGGGAUACAUAGCUGGAAAGUAUUCUGGGAAGUAGACCAGGCCAGCACAGUCAGGUUAGAAUAGAUCAGUAUCUGCCCAGCUUAGUGCCCAAAGCCUUUAACAAAUAUACCAGGUCUCUCAUGUCACUAUUUCAGAGAUAGGGCAUAGAAUACCCUCAUACUUGUACAUGCCACCAAACUUAAUGACUUGAGUUUCAUCCUCAGAACCACAUGCCAUGAAAAUACCAACUCCAACAAAACGAGAAACUAGAAGGAAAUAUUGAGUGUAAGGAGACCAUGCAUACCUAUAAAGAUAAGGGCAAAGAGGCAUAACAUUUAUUCUAGGAAGUUUACAAUCUUUUUGUCCCCAGAAAAAGUCCCAUUUCCUCUUAAUGUAAUAAUUCAGUUUUUUCUUGAUUGUAAUUUCUAUUAAGGUAUAAUAACAGUGUAGAAUAAUCUUUAUUAGGUUAAGAAUUGGAGCUGGGGAGGUAUGAAUUCUCAGCAAUUAUACAUAGGCUAGUGGGGAGAAAAAAACCUCUCAUGAUUUAGGAAAGUGACUUAACUCAAGUUACAAAUGACAAUGGACUGUUUUAACAUUUCUUGAUUCUAACUUUAUAGUUUGCCCAGAUCGCUGAGUUAGGUUUGGGUGCUGGAAUUCAAGGAGAAUGCAGGGAAACAUGAAGUUAGCUUGGCCUCUGUGCCUUGAGAGGCAGGCAUCGUAGGUUUUUCAGGUUAGAGUCUAUGCCUCCAGGGGUACAAUGUGCUCCUGAGUAUUCCUGGAAGACUGAUGUACUCCCUCAGGCGGGGAAACAUUCAGGCUGCUUUGUGUUUCUCCAUGUGUUCCUUUAGCAGUCAAGAAAGCAUGGAAGCUUGACUGGAAUAGUUGUUCUUAGAUGUAAAUCUUGUGUACCAUGUAUAACUUGCAAAUAUCACUGUAUCCUGGCAGCUACAGUUGUACUGGUCACGGUAAUUUCUAUUAUGUUCUGUUUCUGAUAAAAGUAUAAAAAGUCUGAUUGCUCUCAAUAAAAUCAUCCAACCUCAGUUGUGUGGUUGCCCCUCAAAUCGAUUUGACUUAAUUCCUUUUGGCCAUAUUAGGUGACCUUGGCCUGGUAAGUAAGAACAGGUGCUUGCAGAAGAGAACAGUAGUAUUAUCUUCUUUAGCUUAAAUGCAAGGUAAUUUUAAAAAAAAUCAGAUGGCAGGCUAGAGAGAUGGCUCAGCAGUUAAGAGCACUGACAGCUCUUCCAGAGGACCUGAGUUCAAUUCCCAGCAACCACAUGGUGGCUCACAACCAUCUGUAAUGGAACCCAACACCUUCUUGUGGUGCGGCUGAAGACAGCAACAGUGUAAUUAUAUAAAUAAAAUAAAUAAAUCUUUAAAGAAAACCAGAUGCUACCAAUUGCUUUGUUCUUAUAGACUUUAUCACACUUCCUUUUGAUUUAGCUUAUGAGGGUCAAUAGAACCAAACCUUCAAAUCUCUUCAUUGAAUGUACACACCUUCACCCAAGUUUUCAGUAAAUGUUGAUUUUUUCCCUAAUUUGGGAAUGGUUCUCAGGUUCGGUUCACAUUAAUACAACUCUUCCUAUCAUCUUUCAUUGUUACAAUACUUCUGAUUGGCUUGGGAUGUAUUUUGCAACACUUUGCUAAAAUUGGAAGCAGCAUCCCAUGUCAGGAGUGCUUAAAUAAAGAAAAUUAACUUUAAAGGGUGAUGACUGACUUGCCAGGGCUUUGGUGCUGUUAGUCUAACUCCUCUCAGAGAUAAUUACGGUUUUACCAAGAUAAUGGCAAAUUUUCAUGCAAAGAAAAGAGUGGGUUGGAUGUUUUCAGAGAAAUAAAUCCUUUCAAAUAGUAGGUCAAGUAAAUUACAGUUCUCUGAGUGAAUCAUAACUCCUCUUCUGGAUUUAAUGGUUUCUUACUACUAGGUGUAUCGUUACGUUAUUGGGUUCACAAAAUUUUCUGUAUCUCAUUUUGAGAAUGAAACAAAUUCUCCCUAUUCUUAUGAGUUUACUUUUGUUUGGGUUUGGUACUGAGGGUUGAGCUGAUCAGCUACAUCCUGGCUCCUCUAAACCUCUCUUACUUUUGUGAGGAAGCUCUCACUUGAUGGCCACCCUCUCCUUGACCUUGCUUUAUAGAUUAGUCUGAGUUUAGAAGGCUAAACACAUUUAAGAUUUUAGGAUUCUUUUAAUUAUUUGUGCUUAGAAUGCUUUGUUUUCAGUAUUUAAACGAUUCUGUUCAUUGUUUUUCCUGAGUUGUCUUGUCUCCCUGUGUUUGGUGCAUGCAUUCACUUGUAUGCACCAUGCUUCCUCUUUUCUAUGUUCCCAACAGGUCUUGGCAGCAGAAACUACUGUGUACUUUUAUGUACUUAUCUAGUGCAAGGGGAAAUUGAUUGCAUCAUAUUUGCUCAGCUUCUUUUUGCAACUUUUUACUGAAGCUAGGCUCCAAGUAUUCAUGAUUUGUUCCUAAAAGACAUGUUGGGUGAUAUUACCUCUCCUCAUUGGAAUACACUUUUUUAUUUUAUUUUAUUUCUCUUACAUUCCCUACAUUUUAAAUCAGUGUUUUUUCAUUUCUUUUUGCUUUUUUGUUUGAAGACGGAUUCUCAUUAUGUAGUCCAAACUGACUCUUAACUCACAAUGUCAGUUACCUGCGUUAUACUCAACUGGAUGUUGGGGGAGAGUAUAUUCACAGACACUACACCAGGCCUAUAGUCAGAAUUUCUAUAGGUAGAACCUAGGAAUCUAUAGUUUAAAAAUGAACUGUAUGAAUGUUUAUUCUCUACACCAAUGUUUGAGAGUCAUGGGCACAGGAAAUAUUCUUAGUAUGGCUUGAGUAUGGUUUGAGUGUUACAUGCACUAGAAGACUGGUCCCCAGUUUGUGUUGGGGUGAUAGAACCUUUAAGAGGGAGGGUAUAGUGGAGGGCAUUUAGGUUAUUAAAAGUAGUGGCUGAAGAGGGAUUAAUGAUGUUUUUAGGGAGAACUACCCAUCCUCUCAAGAGGCUAUCAUAAAGCAAGACCACUCCAGACGUUUGUUGGGCCCCUGGCAUUUUUUUUUUUUAUAUGUUUGGCCCGUAGAGUGGCACUGAUAGAAGGUGUGGCCUUGUUGGAGUAGGUGUGUUACUGUGGGUCUGGGCUUUAAAACCCUCCUCCUAGCUGCCUGGAAGUCAGUAUUCUGCUAGCAGCCUUCAGAUUAUGAUGUAGCACUCUCAGCUCCUCCUAAGAGGCCAAAUCUUUUAAGUUUGGACUCCAUUUUACCGAACCUGACCUAAGUUUAAACUCAGGUAAACUAACAAACAGGCUGGUACCUAGCAUUAGUUUCCAAGUUGCCCCGCAACAAAACCCGAGCCUAGUUCCAGUCUCUAGGUUAAUCCCCAACAAGACCAGUGUUUUCAGGUUAUACCCUCAACAAGACCAGUAUCUCUAGGUUAUUCCCAGCCAACACACCAAAUAGAUUUUUAUUCUAUUCAAACUAGCUAAUGAUAAUAGACUGAACCUAUAAGCCAGCCCCAAUUAAAUGUUGUUCUUAUAAGAAUUGCCUUGGUCUUGGUGUCUGUUCCCAGCAGUAAAACCCUAAAAGAUAGCCCCUUUGUAUCAGACUAUUUACUUCUGGACCUUUGGCCAAAUUGUGACAAAGUCAAUUUGACAUUCAUUGGAGGUCUGGCAGAUACAGCUACCCCAUCUUGGAAUUUUAAUCUCUCAAACUAUGAGUAAACCUCUGUGACUAAGAGCCCAGACUGUGUAUUUUAUUAGAAUAAUAGGAAGUACAGUUCAUCAAGCAAUAGGUCCUUAAGAACUACUCAAGAUUAAUGUAUCAUUCUUUUACUAAUUUCCAAAAAGUUUCCCUCAUGUGUUGACCUUUCUCUUGUAACGUAGACUGCAUUUUCAAUUAUCUCCUGGUUAUGUCUACUUCAUGUUUUCUUAUCCUACACUCAAUAUACCCAAAAAUUAAAUUAUUCAUUGUGUGUCUCUAAUUCUGGCAUCAUGAUAUUGUGAUCCAGGAGUUAUCUGUGGAGUCAUUUCCUAUACUUGUGUUCCAUUAUUUUUACUAUGUAAAUUGGCUAUUAAGCCAAGCCCCGAGAAAGACACACUCAGGUCUGUAUACUGAAUUCUGUUCUGGUCUGGUUAUGGGGUAUGACCCCUACAGAGAGCCUCUAAUUAAGAAAGACAGACACUUUCUGGUGUGUCUAUAUUGGAAGCCCUCUUCCAGGCUUGGGAAGAAAAUUCCAACAGGAAAUUCUUCCCCAGUCUCCAACAAUAAGUUAAGAGACUAAUAGUGGAGAUCCUGUAUCCUGGUUCUGUCUCCUGAGAGAGGUGGUUUCAAUAUUGCUUGAGUGAAUGGACACCCAACUGUGUGAAUGACUGUGCGAAUGAAUGAAUGCAUGAGGAAAAGUUUGGCUCAGGAAGUUAUCUUUUUUUAUUUUGCUGUUGGUGUUGUGUCUCAUCUCUUUGAAGCGGGCUGUGCUGUAUUCAUUCUGCUUAACUUGAUGGAUUAAAAAUUCUGCCAGUUUCUCAGGACUGCUAGUAGGUGACUCCCUCCAUAGGUUGUUGUUAGCAGGUUUUUGACUUUUUGUCUGCCAAAAAAUGUCUCCUUUCUUCUGUAGGAUGGCAAAUUUUCAGUUAUACCAAUCCACUACGAGGCAACACAUCCUGGUUCGUCACCCAAUGCCUCCCCUGCCUAAGGCUCUGCAUUGAGGCUGUUCCCUGGAAAUCCUGGAAAUCCCAGCUUGGGCCUGCUUCACAUGGUAGGAUCCUUUUUUUCACCAGUGAUUUCACUGACUAUGGUUUUUCCUUUGAAGAAGGCAACAGGUCUUCCUGGGCAGGGGCAACAACUUAGAGGAAUCCAAAGCUUUGUGACUGGAAGGCCCAGGCCCACUUCUUUCUGAUAAGCUCCAAGCCCUUACUGCCCUUCUUGGAAUCUGUCCUUUACACCUGGGUGAUUGUCAGCUACUCCGUCUGACUCUUUAAUUCAGAUGAAAGGGAAGAACUUAUUAGGACAGAGGCUAGGACAGCCUUUUUGGCCUUAACUUUUAAGGCAGCUUUCCCAUCCAAGCAUCCUGAUUAAGAACUCAAUGUGUACACAUAUUCCCAGUCCUUAAACACUUUUCAUCUGUAUCUCAUGACUGGUACUUGGGUGCAGAUCAAAACCCACUAAUUUGACUAAUUUGUCUUAAGACUGUUGAGCUUCUUCAGAGCAAAAAGUCUCUUGGGUUGUUUUUUUGAGCAAUUACUCUCCUUCCCCCAGCCCCAAGUUUCAGAACUUACAAUCACUUUUGAUCCACCUACUCCAGAAAGUGUUAGGGCAUUACAUUUGGCUUUUGUCACUCAAUCAGCUUUGGACAUUCACAAAAAUACUUCAAAAGCUAAGCUAGAGGGCUCUCCAGGCCUCUCAAGUUAUUCAGGUGGCUGAAAAGACACAACAAUCGGGACACUGAAAGGCAGAUGCAAGAUGCCUUGGCGGCUGACUGUGCCACAGGCAAGCAGGCAGCUAUUGUGCUGGUUGCUUUUCAGUCAGUUUAGCUCCCUGUUGCUUAUACUUCUCAUGUCCAAUGGGAGAAAUCCUAAAAAAAAAUGAAGAAUGGAACUGGUUCCCAAUAAAAAGACGACAGUAAAGGGACCUUUACCAGUCAGGGAGCCACUGGCAUAAUUAAGGGCUAUCGCCUCACACCUAGAUAACCAACCAACAAUAAACAAACAAACAGCUUGGGCCAGAAAUGGGUCAUUCAUGAGUCACUCCUCCCUGGUGACCCCUGGUUGCCCUUUCCCUUUCGGUGUAGAAAUCUUUGAAAAAUUAGGCAUUACCAUCACUUUCCUCCUCAAGAAACUAUAAUUUCCUUACAUCUCCCUACCAAUGUAGCUUAACUGCCUCUUUGUCUAAAGAAUAUCUUCUAGCUCUUCCAGAUUCCACAGUGUAAACAAAUCCAGACACAGGGUCCCUGCUCCAGGACUUGCAACACUAUUCCCUAAGAUACAGACUGAGACAAAUCCCCCUCCCUUCACAGCUCAUCACCCACCAACCAAUAGAGGGUAAGACUCUUGGCUACAGCCACAUGGAUAAAGGUCUACCAAUAUCCCAUGAUCCAAAAAGCUAGAAUGGGAAUUGCUCCUCACAUCAAAAAGGCUAUGAGAAGUUAGUUAACAUCCUUACCCCACUUGACUUGGAAUGCAUCUUUCCUACCUGUCCAUGAACAGGGGACCUCAGAUCAGACCUGCAUCAGAGAUCAACAGUCCAGGAUCUCUGGGAUGUAAAUGGGUGGAAAUCACUCAUCCUACUGUUCCAAAUCUGUAUGCUUUGCUACCUCUCCUUCCACCAGAUCACCAGCUCUAUAUAUCCUGGACCUUAAAGAAGUUUUCUUCUCCAUUCCCCUGGUACUAGUUAGCCAGUCAGUAUUUGCCUUUGAAGAGACUAAUCCAAUGUCCAACGAGAAUAGCCAGCUAACCUGGACCUACUACUCCAAGAGUUCAAAAAAAAAAAUAAACUAACUAAGGGAUGAUUGAUGUUAUAUCUAAAAUAAUUACUAUGCUCUGCCAGAAAUAAACAUUUCAGAAGUCGAUGUAAAUUAUGGUCUUGGUGAGUUUUGCUUUAAAAACUCUGUACCCUUCAACUGGAGCACCAAGAGACUUUUCAAAGUCAGACCACUGGCCAUCUGGCCAUCAAUAAAAAGGACUUAAAACUUUUAAUAUGCUUCAUUGGCUGAUUAUCACUUUAAAUUUCCUGAGUUCAGAGUUCCUAACAACUGUUCCCAAGUUACAGCAAUUUAAUUCCCAAGACUUGAGAAUGUGUACAAUAAUCCAGUUUUAGAUAUGCACUCCAAGUGUAUGCUUAUUCAGGACCAGAAGGUGCCCAUCUCUUAUUCCCCUUUGGGCUGUACCCACUAGAGUUGCAAGAGGGCUGCCCCUCUCUUUGUUCCAGUGACAGUAGGAAAAAGGAUUGUAGCCUUGAGUAUUAUAGCUCUAAUCAGAGGAGAAAGGAGCCUACAACAGAUACCUCAUCAGACGGAUGCAGACAUUAGACAACUUGAAUUCUAUCUGCUCCUUGUCCAGACAGAGGCUCUGACAAAAGUUUCUUUCCAAACCGGUGAGGUUUAGACUCGUUUUCAUUUCUUAGGGAGGACUUUGUAUGAAACUAGGCGAGUCCUGUUGCUUCUAUGCCAACAAACAGGGAGUAUCAAUGAGAUCUUGCAAAAGGUUGGGGAUAAUUUAGAUAAGUGACAAUAGGGACAAGAAUUAAAUAAUUUGAUACUAUAAAAUGUUUGAAAGCCAAGGCUCACAACCCUUUUCAGUGCCCUGGCUCCUUACUCCUCCUAAUAGGACUUCAGAAUCUAAACAAAAAAAUCUAAAUGAAAACAAAUUAUAUUCCUGCUACACAACUGGGGAGAACCGCGAAGCCGCAGGAGACCAAGACAAGUGAGCUUAUUAUUUCCCAGUCCAUAUCCGCAUGCGCGCUCGCUCACACGCAUGCGCGGCACCACUGCUCCGCACCGCCGCAAGUUUAGCUGGGCAAUCCGCCUUGGUCCAGCCGGAUCACACUUAAGCAGUUGCUUUUUGAGCGUUCCCGGUUCUCUAGACCAGAUCCCCGUCCCUUCCUCUUCUACUCUUUGGCUCCAUGAAAACGGCCAUCCUUCUACUACGUCAGGAACGAAACCAACUUUCCACACGGAGAACAAGACCGUGGGACUCUCCGCACACUUCGGCGCCGGCGGCUGCGCGCGCAGCUGCUCCGCUGCUCCGCCCCUUCCGCCGCUCGAGCGCAAGCACGGCAGCCUCGGCGCGCCCGGGUUGGCUGCCCCGGCGGCUUCCACGGCAGUAAUGGCUUCUCUGAUGUGAUAGUUUCCCCCGCCCCCUCGCGUAGGACGCGGCGGUGGGGCGGCGGUGGAAAGCUCAACUUUAUUGUUCCCCCGGCCCACCUCCCGGCGCGUCCUCAGGAUGCUCGGGAGCUGAGCGCCGGGGGCGGCGGAGGGUCGCGGUUCGUCCCGGCCCUCGCCUCAGAGCACAGGGCCAAGGGAGGGAGGGAGUCACGAUGUCAGGUAGCCGCCAGGCCGGUUCGGGUUCCGCUGGGACGAGCCCUGGCUCCUCAGCCGCCUCCUCGGUGACUUCCGCCUCCUCGUCCUUAUCCUCGUCUCCGUCGCCGCCUUCCGUGGCGGCCUCGGCGGCGACGCUGGUGUCCGGCGGGGUAGCUCCAGCCGCGGGCUCCGGCGGCCUCGGCGGCCCGGGGCGGCCUGUGCUAGUGGCGGCCGCGGUGUCUGGCAGCGCGAGCGCCGGCGGGGCAGUGUCCGCGGGCCUGUCCCGGCUCAGCUGCGCUGCCAGGCCCAGCGCCGGCGUUGGAGGGAGCAGCUCCAGCCUCGGCAGCAGCAGUAGGAAGCGACCUCUGAUCGCCCCGCUUUGCAACGGGCUCCUCAACUCCUACGAGGACAAAAGCAACGACUUCGUCUGCCCCAUCUGCUUUGAUAUGAUUGAAGAGGCAUACAUGACAAAAUGUGGCCACAGCUUUUGCUACAAGUGUAUUCAUCAGAGUUUGGAGGACAAUAAUAGAUGUCCCAAGUGUAAUUAUGUUGUGGACAAUAUCGACCAUCUCUAUCCUAAUUUCUUGGUGAAUGAACUCAUUCUCAAACAGAAGCAAAGAUUUGAGGAAAAGAGGUUCAAAUUGGACCACUCAGUGAGUAGCACCAAUGGGCAUAGGUGGCAAAUAUUUCAAGAUCUGCUAGGAACUGAUCAAGAUAAUCUUGAUUUGGCUAAUGUCAACCUCAUGUUGGAAUUACUAGUGCAGAAGAAAAAACAACUGGAAGCAGAAUCACAUGCAGCUCAGCUACAGAUCCUUAUGGAAUUCCUCAAGGUUGCCAGGAGAAAUAAGAGAGAGCAAUUGGAACAGAUCCAGAAGGAACUAAGUGUUUUGGAAGAGGAUAUUAAAAGAGUGGAAGAGAUGAGUGGCUUGUACUCCCCCGUCAGUGAAGAUAGCACGGUGCCUCAAUUUGAAGCUCCUUCUCCAUCGCACAGUAGCAUUAUUGACUCUACAGAAUACAGCCAACCUCCAGGCUUCAGUGGGCCGUCUCAGACAAAGAAACAGCCUUGGUAUAACAGCACAUUAGCAUCAAGACGAAAGCGACUCACUGCUCAUUUUGAAGACUUAGAGCAGUGUUAUUUUUCUACAAGGAUGUCUCGUAUCUCAGAUGACAGUAGAACUGCAAGCCAGUUAGAUGAAUUUCAAGAAUGCUUGUCCAAAUUUACUCGAUAUAACUCUGUAAGACCGUUGGCCACAUUGUCUUAUGCUAGUGAUCUGUAUAAUGGUUCCAGCAUAGUUUCUAGUAUUGAAUUUGACCGGGAUUGUGACUACUUUGCAAUUGCUGGAGUUACAAAGAAGAUUAAAGUCUAUGAAUAUGGCACAGUCAUCCAGGAUGCAGUGGAUAUUCAUUACCCUGAGAAUGAAAUGACCUGCAAUUCCAAAAUCAGCUGUAUCAGUUGGAGUAGUUACCAUAAGAACCUGCUAGCCAGCAGUGAUUAUGAAGGCACCGUUAUACUAUGGGAUGGAUUCACAGGACAGAGGUCAAAGGUCUAUCAGGAGCAUGAAAAGAGGUGUUGGAGUGUCGACUUUAAUUUGAUGGAUCCCAAACUUCUGGCUUCAGGUUCUGAUGAUGCAAAAGUGAAGCUUUGGUCCACCAAUUUAGACAAUUCUGUGGCAAGCAUCGAGGCAAAAGCUAAUGUGUGUUGUGUGAAGUUCAGCCCCUCCUCCAGGUACCAUCUGGCUUUUGGCUGUGCAGAUCACUGUGUCCACUACUACGAUCUUCGUAACACUAAACAGCCAAUAAUGGUGUUCAAGGGGCACCGAAAAGCAGUGUCUUAUGCCAAGUUUGUGAGUGGUGAAGAAAUUGUCUCUGCCUCAACAGACAGCCAACUAAAACUGUGGAAUGUGGGGAAACCAUACUGUCUACGUUCCUUCAAGGGUCAUAUUAAUGAAAAAAACUUUGUAGGCCUUGCUUCCAAUGGAGAUUAUAUAGCUUGUGGAAGUGAGAACAACUCCCUCUACCUGUACUAUAAAGGACUUUCUAAGACUUUGCUAACUUUUAAGUUUGAUACAGUUAAGAGUGUAUUAGAUAAAGACCGGAAAGAAGAUGACACCAAUGAAUUUGUCAGUGCUGUGUGUUGGCGGGCACUAUCAGAUGGGGAGUCCAAUGUGCUGAUUGCUGCUAACAGCCAGGGUACAAUUAAGGUGCUAGAAUUGGUAUAAAGAAUUUCCUGAAGUCAAAUUGUGUUUGAUCCCCCCAAAAGCCGUCUGCAGCUGAUGAUGAGAAGAGAAAGAAAUGGCAUGUGAUGUCUCUCCCAACGUCGUUUGGAUGUGUUCUGAGUACCUUUUCCCUCCUUUUUGCCUUUGGGACAUUGGGAAUAUCCAGAGAAUUCUCCGCCGUCAGUGUAACUAUGAACUUUGCUGUUGGCAGUGUGGCUAUCUAAUUUUUGUGAUAGGGAAACAAAUUCUUUUAAAUAAAAAUAAAUAACAAAAAAAAAAAGUUUAUCGAGCCACAGCUGAGCUGGAAACACCUUUGUCAGGUGGAGUGAGAGUCUUUCGAAGAAGUAGCACUUGUGGGCUGUACAGAAUGUUCUGGCUGGGGCUGGAAAGAGGCUCGGUGAAUAAGAGCACUGGCUGCUCCUACAGAGGAUCUGGGUUCAGUCCCCAGAGUCCCCAGCACCUACGUAGCAGCUCACUGCCACUUAUGAUUCCAGUAGAUCUGACCUCCUCUUCUGGCCUCCUUGAGCACCAGGUAUGCAUGUGGUGCACAUACAAACAUCCGGACAAAACGCUCACACAUAAAAAUGAAAAUAAAUCUUAUUUUAAAACAAAGAAAAA
Molecule: messenger RNA, 12156 nt
Organism: Rattus norvegicus (Norway rat)
Lineage: Eukaryota; Metazoa; Chordata; Mammalia; Rodentia; Muridae
Source: RefSeq, a predicted model, not a curated record